AUGUCUGAUCCAAACCCACGUGUCAAAGAAACCCCACAGAACCCGAACCCUAGGAAGAGGGCAUCUCUGGCAUGCAAUGGAUGCAGAGUCAAGAGGACAAAGGCCCGAGUCGCUAGCUUGGAGAAGCAGCUCGCUAUGCUGGCUAACAAACAUCCGGAGUCACCAGAGUCCAUCGAUAAUUGUGGUCCCAAUGACGAUGAAGCGGCGCCAGCCACCACGGACCCAUCGCAGAGCCCUGCACUCGUUGAGUCAACGGGUGAUGUGAUGGAUGAAUUGGCCAAUUCACUUGGAUGUUUCACUCUUGGUGAGACUGGAGAGUUGCGCUAUUUUGGCGCGUCCAGUAACUUUUCCCUCAUUCAGAACCACUCCAUCAAGAUCCCUUCAUCACUUAAGGCGCGUAACCGAGGUAUUGAAGCAGCACGGGCAAUGCCCGGUUACUUUGAACCGUCGGAUGAGCUCCGUGAUGAACUACUUACUUUGUAUUGGAGGUGGCAGAACUCUUGGCAGUACAUCGUCCCCAGAGAACUGUUUGUUAGGGACUUGUAUGUGGAUCAUGUUGAUCGAUACUGCACGCCACUUCUUCUCUUUUCCAUGCUGGCGUUUUCUUCCAGGUACUCUCGAAGACUGGAGCUUAGAACUGACCCCAAUGACGCCAACACAGCUGGAGAAGCAUUUGCUGCUCAAGCUAGAACCAUGCUCCACCAUGAGUAUGAGGCCCCGACCACUACGACGGUUCAAGCUGCAGCUCUACUCGGUCUUUACUGGGCUUGCAUCGACAACGAAGGUCUGGGGUUCAUGUAUAUUGGAAUGGCGUCGAGGAUGGCUAUGAACCUGGGACUCCACUGUGAUUGUUCAUCGUAUGCAGUCAAGAGCAUGAUCACUGAAGAUGAUGUGGAAGCACGGACAGUUACGUUCUGGGGAAUCUACAUCCUUGACAAGCUCUAUUGUCUUGGAAUGGGGAGACCCGCCAGUAUCCAGGAAUACAACAUCACGACAACCAAACCGAAGGGACUGGUACCAGACAGCCCAUUACUCACAGAGGCCCAACUACGGUCAUCGACUCCUUGGCCUACUCCUCACAUCAACGAAAACGCAAUGUAUACUUGCGAUUUACUGAUGAUCACCUCUGAAGUCAUUGACCAGUUGUACGCUCAGAGAUAUGCAUGGACGGAUAAGGAACGUGAAGAUCGAGUGAUGAAGGCCCACCUGGAAGCUGUGGGAUUGUUUGAUCGACUGCCCAAAAGCUUGAAGAUCUCCAACUCGAGUCUGCAGUGCUCUCCUCCCUAUGUCUACCAAUUUCAUAUACAAUACCACCACACUAUCCUGCUUCUUCAUCGACCUUUCUUCCAACUUCUCAAUCCUGGGAAGAACUCCAUCUUCUAUGACCCUGAAGGUGGUGAUAUCCACUCCAAGUCAGUCAAAGACUCGGCAGUCAGAAUAGCCAGAAUUUUACAAAUCUUCAUAAAGAACUACACAAUAGAACGUGUGCCCAUCUCAGCAGUGCACCCAGCAUUCACAGCCUCCAUCAUCCAUCUCCUCCACAUCAAGUCCUCGGGAGACGUCGGAAGAAGCGAGGCCAUGAGAUGUCUUACUACGUGCAUCGUAGCACUGUAUGGUAUUAACGUCAGUUGGAAUUGGGCGAAUCGGUCAAUCCGGGCUAUUCAGUCACUUGCUCUCGAGUGGGAGAUUGACAUUUGGGCACAUGGCUUGGCGGAUGAGAUUCCCGAGGAGAGUCGGUUGCAGUUUGAGAGAUAUGAGAUGGAUGAUGUGCCAGUAGUUGCUCAGGCUCAUAUUGGGGCAACGGAAGGGAUUUCUCUUGAUGAUAUCUUUGAGUCAUGGGAGUAUGGGCAGGUCUUUGAUGAAUCUUCGCUUGGCUUCUUUCAUUGA
Fusarium venenatum is the source of this 1887-nucleotide messenger RNA. The record is from RefSeq and is a predicted model, not a curated record. Lineage: Eukaryota; Fungi; Ascomycota; Sordariomycetes; Hypocreales; Nectriaceae.